This is a messenger RNA of Meleagris gallopavo (turkey), 750 nucleotides long. Lineage: Eukaryota; Metazoa; Chordata; Aves; Galliformes; Phasianidae. The record is from RefSeq and is a predicted model, not a curated record.
CCUAAAUUUAUUUGCUGUUUUAGGUGGGUCCAUAUUGUUUGUGCCCUCUACGUUCCAGGAGUGGCAUUUGGAGAUAUUGACAAAUUGCGGCCGGUAACGCUUACAGAAAUGAAUUAUUCAAAGUAUGGUGCCAAGGAAUGCAGUUUUUGUGAAGAUCCUCGUUUUGCCAGAACUGGAGUAUGUAUCAGUUGUGAUGCUGGGAUGUGCAGAGCUUAUUUCCAUGUGACCUGUGCUCAGAAGGAAGGCCUACUCUCAGAAGCAGCUGCAGAAGAGGAUAUAGCUGAUCCUUUUUUUGCUUAUUGUAAACAGCAUGCGGACAGGUUAGACAGAAAAUGGAAACGGAAAAACUACUUGGCAUUACAGUCUUACUGUAAAAUGUCCUUGCAGGAAAGAGAAAAACAGCUCUCACCAGAAGCUCAGGCUCGAAUCAAUGCCAGACUACAGCAGUAUCGUGCCAAGGCAGAGCUGGCUCGUACCACCAGGCCACAGGCCUGGGUUCCCAGGGAGAAGCUACCACGACCACUCACUAGCAGUGCUUCAGCCAUUCGCAAGCUUAUGCGCAAAGCUGAAUUAAUGGGAAUUAGUACAGACAUUUUUCCAGUUGAUACUUCAGAUACUAGUUCCAGUGUUGAUGGAAGAAGAAAACAUAAACAACCAGCCCUCACUGCUGAUUUUGUCAAUUACUACCUUGGUAAGGAUCAAAAUCGCAUAUUCUUCUCAGAGAAAAAUAAUCAUUUUCUAUGUGUCUAG